UUUCUUCCCUUUUCUUCCCUUUCGUCUCCCUUCUCUUUCGGACCCUUUACCCUCACCAAGCCCACCUUCGGGGUGCAGGAAGGACUGUGAACUGGGGUAAAAGACUGCUCGUGCUGAGUCGCGAGGAGGACGGUGAUAGCUUAGAGACGCGCGGAUAUGUUCGCGUCUGUGGGUGAGCGCGAUCAUGUGGGUAGGCACCUUUUUUAACGCACGUGUGUGCAGGUGCGUGAGUCUAAGAGAGGAGGAAGUGCCUUAACGAAGAAAAGUUCUCAGUGACGGAUACCUUCCUCCAAAUACCCUCCGUUUUCUUACGUAUUCGUGAAAUUUAUCUUUUCAUCUUCCACGAUGGAGAAUGACAAUGAAAUUUCUGAAUAACGCGAACGUUAUAUCGCACAAAGAUGCGUACAAUGUGGAUCGUUGAUCUAAUCUUAACGUUAAUUUCGCAUCAAGAUGCCGAUAAAACAGAAACGUUCGUCAUAGAAAAAUUCUAUGAAAGAACAUUGAUCUUACAAGCGAAAGCUUAAAUCUUGUAGCAAGAAGAAAUAAGAUGAAGAAGGCGUAAGGAGCCAACAAGAGCUUAAGAAGACGUCGUCCCUGACUUUGAAAGAGGGUAGCAGGGAGUAAGGGGUGAGUUCACUGGGGGGACUAGAAGCUAGGGUAUGGAGGCGGUAGCGGGGAUGGGGGUUGAAUCAGCGCGGGGGUGUAUGGGGGAAUUAGUAGAUGGCCGUGGACAAUGUGGGGGAUACUUUCUCAUAUCAAGUAUGGCCGCCAUCGUGGCACGAUGGCCAAAACAAUAUGCGCAGUGAAUAAAGUGAUGUUAUCGUCGUUAUCGUCGCCGUUAUCAGUCGCAAGCUCGUGCCUCGUUUAUUAAAAAGGAUUCAUCGUCGUAUCACUAUAAUUAAGAAAUGGAUAAUGGCAAGAAACCAAUCAAUCGUGAACAUUUUGAAUUCUUUUACGUGGGCAAAUUGCUUCUGAUUACGGGCGACGAGUAAUCGAUAAGCUGGUACGAGAUUGGGCCUGUCACGACCAAGCAAAAUGUCCUCGACGAUGGCGCAUGAGACGACGACGAUAUCGGAAUUGACGGAAUUGGACAGCGACGGAUCGAGUUGCGGAGAACGCGACGCGAGGAAGCGUCUUCGUUUCGACGCGGAUUCAACAGGGCCGAAGAAGAGACGAAAACAAACGACGCCCGUGAGAUUCUCCUCGACGUCAAUGCCCGGUGUGCACGAAGAAUCGAACGAGGACGAGGAAGAGGACGAGGACAGCGAAGGUAAGCUGUCGUCGCAAUCACCCAUACCGAGUCAAUCAUCGAUAAGAGACGAGAACCUGAAUAACGAAUUCCGUUGCAAAUAUUGUAGUCAGUUUUUCGAUAGCAAGGAAACGUUGAACGUUCACCUCGACAAUGAGCACGGUUCCGCGAAUCAGAUUUCGGAACAAAGUCAAAGUAGAUCUCCGAAUUCCGUGAUCAAACAAGAACCGUCUCAGCAACAGGACCAAUCCGAGAAUCCCGUUAAUUUGCUUAGCGUAAAAAACUUCGCGAUAAACUGGCUAGCCACCGGGCAACACGUGCAAUCGCAAGCACAAAUGCAGACGCAGAACGAAGAAUCCUGGCCCGGGCCAGCGAGUCAAAUUCCACCGUUACCCAACCACUUGCAAAUCCUUUCUGGCUUUCCUGGCGCCUUGGCGCAGUAUUUACCUAUGCCCGCGUUCCCAUUGACGGACUCCGGUUCUAUCGCCAGGCCCUCGUUGGGACCAACGCCGGUCAGGAUCUUUAAUCCGGACGCGUACUGUGAUCUGUGCAAUAAAGAGUUCUGCAACAAGUAUUUCCUCAAGACACACAAAGCGAACAAGCACGGUAUCUACGUCGAUUCACCGGGACCCAGCACCGUCGACAAUAGCAUUCCAGGACCAUUGUACCCUACCAACUAUCCUAGUAACAUGGUUAAGCUAGAACUGCCCGCGACACCACCUACACCGACCGUCGCGUGUGAUCUCUGUCAGAAACGUUUCAAAAACGAGGAAUCGAUGCGUAAACACAAGCAAAAGAUGCACGUUGAAUUAUUGGAUCAGUCGCAAGAGUCUCAGAUCAAUUUGUCGCAAAACGAAGAGGACAGGGAUACGUCGAGGGAUAGUCUCGGCGGUAUGGAAACGUUGUUUAAGCAAGAAUACGGGAUAGAACAAGAGGAUGCAACGUUCGUACCAGCACCCAGACAUCUAUCGCCUCAAUCGAUUCAACAGGCACGAGAGUCUGGUUUCAGCGCCGAUCGACUUCGUCGUUUAGGGGUUAUAAAUCCAGAAGCGUUUUGCGAGAUAUGUUGUAAAGAGUACUGUAAUAAGUACUUCCUACGGACUCAUAAAAUGAAGAGGCACGGUAUCAUCGUUCAGGACAACGAAAGAUCGCCUAGCAAUCCAGGGACAGCGGCCAGUUGGCAUCAAGUGCAGACCAGUCCGUUAAAUCUGAUCGUGACGGAGAAUCCUGGUAGCACGGAAUCGAACGAUCGAGUCGUCGACGAUUACGAGUGCAAGCUAUGUGGUAUACGUUUCCAGACGAUUGACCUGUAUCAAGCUCACUGUCGGAAGAUGCACGAGAGCGAGGAACAACAAUCGCCUAGGCAAGAGUGCGAGCUAGAUAUAUCCGAUCAACGGAACGAUUCGAUCUCGGAGGAUCUUCAAAAAUUGCAGACGAUGCUGUUGCAACUGAACGGACUCAAGCCUACCAAGGGAUUAUCGUGCAACGUGUGCGGAAAAGAAUGCGAGACCAGAGCAACGUUGCAUAUUCAUAUGAUAACGGAACACGGCGCCAUCCAAGAAGAUUCAACAUCCUCGCCGCAAGAAAAGUCACCCUUAACUACAACCUCAGCGUUCUGCGCCCUAUGUGGAAAAGAUUACGCGAGUCAGGACGCUCUCAGGAAACAUAUCGCCGACGAACAUCAACCAGCGGUUUCGAAUACCAUUCCUCAAACUCCUACAACCACAGCGACAACGACCAAUUCGAAUUCGACCAGCCAAACUCCAACCGAGAGAAAGGUAACAUCGAUGACGCCAACGUCGAGCUAUUGCGAGAUAUGCAACAAGGAAUUAUGCAAUAAGUACUUCAUGAAGACGCAUAUGCAAAGAAUGCACGGUAUUGAGAUUGAAAAUGGAGCCCAGAUCGGUGGCGUGAUAUGCAACAUUUGUAACAAAGAGCUGUGCAGCAAAUACUUUUUACGCGUUCACAAGCACAACACUCAUGGCAUAGUCGACGAAAAUACUCCCAGUUCGGUAAAGCAAGAGACCCACGAGGCAUCAAACGCGGACGAUGCUGCUUUGAAGCCGGAGCAACUCGGUGAUCUGAGUCACAGAUAUUUCACCCACUUUACAGAGGUUUGUCCAAUCUGUAGCAGAAGGUUCCGUAGUAUAAAGUGGUUAAAGGCUCAUCUGAUGAGCGAUCAUGGGAAAACAGGCAUCGAUAAAUGGCGCGAGAUGGAGCAACAAUAUCAAACAACGCCGAAAUCGGGCAAUAGAACAGCGAAUGUAAUAUCGAAGAACCCUCAACAGAGCUCGAAUUUGAAGAUACCGAAUGGAUUUGAAAUCUCACAGCAAAUCAAGUCUGCCGACUACACUGGUUUGGGUAAUCAAGUUCUGUCUAAUUUACUGGGGUCAUCCUCCGAAGAUCAACAGUUGAAAAGCUAUCGCUGUUCCUAUUGCAAUUUCACGACCACCGUGUUACCGUUUCUCUUCCUGCACGAGAGGUCUCACGUGAAUUCCCGUGACAACGAAGGAGAGAAAUCGCUUCAAUGUCCGAUUUGCUCCCAAGGUUUCCAUCAGCCGGAAAUGUUGCAUCAGCAUCUCCUCACAUCGCACCAAUUUCCCACGUUGCUGCCUCAUUUUCAACCCUCUGUGCUUAAUAAUUUAAGUCUAGACGCGGAGAAAUUGAACGAGGCCAAAGAGAAACUCGAUCUGGAAGCGAAGGAGGAGCAUACGAGGAACAGUCCACAAGUUACCACCAAUCAAAAUAUUCCCGAACCGAUGAGAAACAAACAACAGGACGAAACAGCGGUCCAAGUUACUCCUCAUGGUGUAUAUAAGUGCGCACAGUGCGGUUACGCGACGACCAAUUUAAACAGAAUUAAGAAGCACGUGAGAAAAGAUCACAAAACGAUCAGCGAUCCUACCGAUAGCGUGCUCGCCGAGCUUAGCAGAACUUUGAAAGACGUUGCCAACAAACAUAAAGUACCAGCUUGCUACGCAACGCCACAGGAUAUGAAUUCCAAUCCUGACAAAACGAUCAUGCAACCAUUUUUAAUCGAGGAACAGGACACGAUGCAAGCUGGAGAGGAAUCCAGCUCGGAGAAACGAUUCGCGCCGGCUUUGGUCUAUCUGCCGGUUAAAUCGCGAAUCAACAACGCGCUCACUGCAUCCUUCACCCUCAGUCCUGCUUGAAACUCUUCCUUCUUCGCAUCUACUCCUAUGGAUUUUACAACUUGUUUCUACGUCUGCGAUUUGAGCACGUGUUAUCAGUUCCUACGUAAAGUGUAAGAAAAUAGUUAGCGAAAGUUUAUAUAUUUUUCAUAUACGUGGCUCGCCGAGGGUUCAACUCAUUCAUCGUUUAGCGUACGCGUACUAUCUUGGUGAAAACGAUUCGCUACAUAUAUUUCCUGGGUAUUUGCCGACGAAUUUUCAUCCUACGCUUUUCUCGUGCAGUGAACGAGGAUCUAAAAAAUGCGUCCGCGUAUUGGCCUAUUUUUUUCGCUUGUUCGAUGACUCUUGUCACGACGUAUAUCGCACACAUAUGUACAGAGUAUUUAUCAAAAUUCCCGGAUUCUGUUUCUUUCAAAGAACAGAAUGAGAAAAGGGAACCCGCGUUUGAAAGCCACGUUGUUAUACUGUUCCAAUUCGGGAACGUUUUAUUGUACAUAAUAUAAUUGUAUAACUGACACGAACGUGUGAUCGAAAAAAGUUCCUAUUUUAAAUGUGACCGACCUCCGAAGAGAGUAUACUAGAUCGUGUCUAAUCUUUCGAACAACAGCCUCCUUUGUUCGUUUUAAUUAUUCUCGUAAUGCCGCAAUUUUGCUUUUUGCUCAAGUCCAGCAAUUACGAGCGAUACAAGAUAGAGAAGGAAACGAAAGAAUUACACGACGCCAUCUCGAUGUUCGGGCGUCGUUAAUACAUAACUGUAUCGAUAUACCGGUGGUUUUUCAUUUUUCGCGAUCGUGCUAGUCAAUAUUUUAUAUAUAAAUAUAUAUAUAUAUAUACAUAUAUGUAUAAGCAAAGUUGAAAGGUAGGGAAGAAGAUUUAUAGAAGUAUUUAUAUGUAGACGCGUUAAAAUAUGAUGAAUAACGUGAGGAAAAAGAGGUAAGGACGAAAAAGGAGGACGAAAGAAGCGUAAUUACGGUAACUGUGAGGCAAGCAUGAUUAAAUCUACGGUUACGAUAUUUAAGUAUCAACGAGCAGUGAAAGCCAAUCAACUCAGGGUCGACACAGUAUAACCCGCAACAAAAAGUACAAUCGUAUACACAGCCAACGCAUUACAUAGAAUUAAAAUAAAUAUAUCGAUAUAACGUUUCGCAAACCGCGGAUAUCAAAUAUACGCCAAUCGAUCUCUUCCCGUUUUCGGAAGGGACAAAACGACCACUCGAGAGAUAUUCGACUGUACGAUACCCGUUUCUUUAAAUUUUAAACGAUUAAAACUGUAUGCGCCUCUCUGAUUAUCUAUCUAAACUAUUUAAACAGUAAGAUCUUAAAUAGUCUAGUCGUUUACAAGAAAUAGCAAACGUUGCCCCAACGAUGUCGGAAACGUAAAGUUCCUUUCCGAAAUGAUGUUUCAACCUCGUGCCUUGCAGCUGAAGAAACUGAGAAUCAAAAUUUCGUUAUCGCCAUAUAUAAGAGUCGAAUAGAAGUUGGACACGAUUCGAGUGUCCACGAUGUGAUGUCGUUUAUUUCUGUCGUCCGUAUAUACAGAGAACAAUUCGUACCACGAUAAUCCUCUCGAUCUCGUAAUGGCAGUUUCCUCUUUCUCUUUACCGUGCGUGUAAUCGUACCACUCUUAUCCGCGACGACUGACCUCACCGGUUAUAGCGCUCUUCGAUAUGGUCGCGUGUUAUUUAAAUUUCAAUAUAGAAAGAUAUAUACAAAAUUUAAAAAUAUCUAAAAUUUUUAAAAAGUACAUAGCAU
Messenger RNA from Bombus impatiens (common eastern bumble bee), 6153 nucleotides. RefSeq lists its product as uncharacterized. The record is from RefSeq and is a predicted model, not a curated record. The transcript is spliced from 3 exons. Lineage: Eukaryota; Metazoa; Arthropoda; Insecta; Hymenoptera; Apidae. Bases 1036 to 4422 code for a protein of 1128 amino acids.